Sinocyclocheilus rhinocerous is the source of this 4250-nucleotide messenger RNA. RefSeq names its product collagen alpha-1(XXVIII) chain-like. Lineage: Eukaryota; Metazoa; Chordata; Actinopteri; Cypriniformes; Cyprinidae. The record is from RefSeq and is a predicted model, not a curated record. Gene Ontology annotation, molecular function: serine-type endopeptidase inhibitor activity. The annotation marks the transcript as partial. The transcript has 37 exons.
ACAGAAGUGCACUUCACUUCAGAGCCUCCUUCAUUCGCUCACACGUCACCUGAGGAACGCUGAGCUGCACACCUGCGCUGCUCGCUUGUGGCAAGAGGCUUUGCUGCCAAAGUCAGGUAAUAAAGUCUCUAUGGAAGGAGUGGCAGUCAUGGCUCAUACGUUGAGCUGGUCUCUGUUGUGUUUUGGUUUGCUGAGUGUUUGGGCUCAAGAUUUCUAUGAGGAAAAAAACGGGCCAACAAGAGUUAAGACCAGGGGACAGACGGCAGCUAUUUUGCAAAAAAAUGACGGUCAAGCCAUCUUGGAUGAGGAAUGCAGUCUGGAGUUGGCCUUCCUGCUGGACAGCUCUGAGACGGCCAAGGACAACCACCAGCAGGAGAAACAGUUCACUAUGGACAUUAUAGAAGGCCUCCAGAGCAUCCGCUUGGAUACAGAUCGCAAACUCAGCUGGAGAGCGGCCCUGCUUCAGUACAGCAGCCACGUCAUUAUCGAGCAGACCCUCAAACAGUGGAAAGGCUCGCAGAACUUCAAGAGCAGCAUCGCACCGAUGGCCUACAUCGGCCACGGCACUUACACCACCUACGCCAUCACCAACAUGACCAAGAUAUUUGUGGAAGAAUCGAGCCCAGAAAGCAUCAAGAUUGCCCUGCUCCUCACAGAUGGGUCUUUUCAUCCCAGAAACCCUGAUAUCUUCUCUGCUAUGGCUGACGCAAAGAACCAGGGCGUGAAAGUCUUCACGAUUGGCAUCACCCGUAGCGCCAAUGAACCUGCCAACACAGCAAACCUGAGACUGCUGGCCAGUACACCGACCACCAAAUUCCUCUAUAAUCUACAGGACACGAACGUCAUGGAAAAAGUCAUAACUCAGAUUGCUCAGCUGGCAAACGAUGGGUGUCCUCUGUCCCCAAAGUGUGCUUGCGAGAAGGGCGAGAGAGGACUCAGUGGCCCGGCUGGAAAGAAGGGUCGUCCAGGUGAGGACGGAGCCGCUGGGGCUAAAGGUCAAAAGGGUGCAGCUGGAUUGAGUGGACUUCCUGGUCGUGAGGGUACAGAGGGGAAACCAGGCUACAAAGGAGAGAAAGGUGAAAGAGGAGAAUGUGGCACUCCAGGAAUCAAAGGAGACCGGGGUCCUGAAGGUCCAGUUGGUACUCAAGGGUCCAGAGGCCUGCAGGGUUUACCAGGACCACAGGGUGACAUCGGACCAGAAGGCCCACAGGGAAAGAAGGGUGAGCGCGGCCCUGCUGGCCCACCUGGAAUUCAGGGCGACAGUGGAAUUGGACUUCCUGGACCAAAGGGCGAUAUGGGAUUUCAGGGGAGACCAGGUCCUUCGGGUCCACCUGGCAUAGGCGAGCCAGGUCUGUCUGGGCCUCAAGGGCCACAGGGGGUUCAAGGGGAGAAAGGACCACUAGGAGAGGGUUUUCCAGGUCCAAAGGGGGACCGUGGUCUGGAGGGGCCGAAGGGACCAAGAGGACAGCAGGGCACUGGAAUCAAAGGCGACAAGGGUGAGCUUGGGCCUCCAGGUUUACCAGGACCGAUUGGACUCCCAGGGCUUGGCAUUCAGGGAGAAAAGGGUGUUGAGGGUCCGAGGGGGCCUCCAGGAGGAAGAGGACUACCGGGAGAGGGUUUCCCUGGUUCCAAGGGAGAACAAGGUUUACCAGGAGAGAUGGGCACCCCGGGAGAGAGAGGGCAGGGCGAACCUGGACCAAAGGGUGAACCUGGUGCAUAUGGACUGGCUGGUGUACCUGGACUUCCUGGGGAGGACGGAGCUCCAGGACAAAAGGGUGAGCCUGGGGCAACAGGUUUGAGGGGAACUGAGGGGGCUCCAGGAAUUGGCACUCAAGGAGAGAAGGGAGAUCAAGGCCAACGUGGCAUUCGAGGGUUGCCAGGUCCUCCCGGAAUAAGUGGCCCUUCGGGACCAAAGGGAGAGCCAGGUACGCCAGGAAGGCUGGGCAUGCCAGGAUUACCUGGACGAGCUCUUGCAGGAUCAAAGGGUGAUGUGGGUCCCGCUGGUCCUCCCGGACCGAUUGGAGAGACUGGUUACGGUCUGCCUGGUCCAAAGGGUGAUCGAGGUAACCCGGGACCGCCCGGACCAUUUGGGCCUAAAGGUGAAGGAUUCCCUGGUCCAGUGGGUCUGCCUGGUUUACCAGGACCAUCGGGUGAGCCCGGCCCUGAAGGCAUUGGUGUUCCUGGACCGAAGGGAGACAUCGGAUUCAGGGGUUUGCCUGGUUUGCCAGGACCACCUGGUGAAGGACUGCAGGGACCACCGGGCAACAUGGGAAGACCAGGUCCUGCAGGACCACAAGGACCCCCAGGGGAAGGUAUUCAGGGACCCAAAGGUGAUCAGGGGGCUCCUGGAGUGACAGGGCCGAGGGGCCCAUCGGGAGAGGGACUUCCAGGCUCCAAGGGUGAUCGUGGUUUGCAGGGCGAGAGGGGCUUUAAAGGAAUGAAAGGUGACAUGGGUGACCCAGGGAAUCCAGGACUAGCUGGAAGACCAGGAAUCAAGGGCGAACAAGGGCUCACGAGAGAAGACAUAAUCAAGCUGAUUAAGGAGAUUUGUGGAUGUGGUAUUAAGUGCAAGGAAAGGCCCAUGGAGCUGGUGUUUGUGAUCGACAGCUCUGAAAGCGUGGGCCCGGAAAACUUUGAGAUCAUCAAGGACUUUGUCACAGCUUUAGUGGACCGCGUCACAGUGGGCCGUAAUGCCACGAGAAUUGGUCUGGUUCUUUACAGCUUGGACAUCCAUCUGGAGUUCAACCUGGCCAGGUAUAUGACCAAGCAGGAUGCCAAGAAGGCGAUCAGGAACAUGCCUUACAUGGGAGAGGGCACCUAUACUGGCACCGCCAUCCGCAAAGCCACACAAGAGGCCUUUUACAGUGCCAGGAACGGGGUCAGAAAAGUAGCCAUCGUCAUUACAGAUGGACAGACGGAUAAAAGAGAACCCGUUAAGCUGGAUAUGGCAGUACGUGAGGCUCAAGUGGCCAAUAUUGAGAUGUAUGCGCUGGGAAUCGUGAACACUUCUGACCCAACGCAGGCCGAGUUCCUGAGGGAGCUCAACCUCAUCGCUUCUGACCCUGACAGUGAACAUAUGUUCCUCAUUGAUGACUACAACACACUGCCAGCUCUGGAGUCUAAACUGGUUAGCCAGUUCUGUGAGGAUGAGAACGGGGCCCUUUUCUUCAACCGGAUUACCAACGGCUUGAACGGAAACAACGGAUACGGCUACAGCAACGGCCAAGAGGAUGUUUCCUCAUACAGGAAUAAUGUUUAUGGGAACAGAUUUCAGGAGAUUUCACAGGACAGAUCGCAGAGUCACACGAGAGGCAGAGGACACGGCAUACCUCUUCCCAUCAACCCUGGCCCUCUCAAAGCACAGGUGGAGAAUGACUAUGAAGGUGAGGAUCUAGACAUAAAGAUGCAACCUCAAGGUGGCAGCACUGUUGCUGUUGUCAAUAAGACUGUCCAACCUGUCCAGCCAGGAACCUCUUCAUCAUCAUCAUCAUCAUCAUCAUCAUCAUCUUCAUCAGUGUCAACACAUUCUACUUCAGUGAAUGUGAAUGCAAAGCCUCGUCCUGUAGUGAUAAAAGAAUCGGCUCCACUGGAUCCUCGAUGUUUGCUCGGUCUGAGUCAGGGCUCCUGUAGAGACUACGUCAUUCGCUGGUACUACGACAAACAGGCAAACGCGUGUGCUCAGUUCUGGUACGGAGGCUGUCAGGGCAACGACAACCGCUUCCAGACGGAAGAAGAAUGCAAGAAGACGUGUGUCCUCACCAGCACAGCAGGCUAAACGGGAUGAAGAUCUACACUGAAUAGUGAUAAUGAACUUUAUGCUGGUGAUGGUGUACACAUGCCACAGUGGUCACUUCUUUCUAUAAUAUCAUAAAACUGUUCCCUAACAUUAUGCUCAGGAUCUGGAGAAAAUGUUUAUGCAGAGCCCCAAAUAAGUCAGAAGAUUUUUUACAAGCAAGUACCUGAAACACAGGUGUUAUUAUGAAGCUUCAAACACACAUUUCUUAUAUUUCUCAGUAUCCUCUGAGAAUCUGUGCACUGCUCUGCAUGUGACAGUUGUGACAUGCAGAAAUAUUACUAACAACCUUCACUGGGAAUUGAUUGUAUAUAUGUUUUGUUUUAUUUAACAUUUAUAUACAAUUUAUGACUUGAGCAAAACCACAGACAUAUUUAGUAGGUUGCAGAAAUGCCAUAAAUUAUGUUUUAGGGAUUUUCUGGGGAUAUUAUCAUUUUGUAGGGAAUAAAGCAAAUAA